AGUUUAAACCAAGCUGGUCGAGAUGUUCAUCGAGUGUUUUCUUCUGCUGUCGGCAAUCAACUUCCUGUCCGCAGGACGAGUUCCCCAACCGGAAGAACGCAUCAUCGGUGGAAUAGAUUUUGAAAUAGAAGAUGCCCCGUGGCAGGUGUCCUUACAAAUAGAGGGAGAACAUUGUUGUGGUGGCUCUAUUUACAGCAAGGACAUUAUCAUCACUGCUGCCCACUGCCGCUUUACCGAAGAAGGAGUAGAACUUAAAGCCGAAGAUUUUCAAGUUCGCGUAGGAUCCUCACUGACAAGCAGCAACGGGACUCUAAUCAAAGUGAAAGCAAUUAAAUCACACGAAAAGUUUAAGCACACAACAUUUACAAACGACAUUGCUGUGAUGCGAUUGAGUGAGUCACUUGAGUUCUCGAGCAAAGUGCAGCCGAUUCCCUUAGCCGAAAGAAAUCCGACAGCCGGGACUUUUGCGAUGACUUCUGGUUGGGGAGCAGUGAGUGUCACCCGUGGAUUUAUUUCAUCCUAUAUACAAGUGAUAGUAGAGGAUUAUCGUGAACGUCUUAAAAGCACACUCCUUCCUAUUCGAAAUUGUCGGGAAUAUAAGGACACCAAUGAGGAUAACAUUUGUGUCUAUUUUCCUGGACAAUCGACUUGUUCCGGCGAUACUGGUGGACCUUUGGUUGUUAACCAUCAACUUGUCGGUGUUACCUCAUUUUCUCCUAGUCUUUGCAAUGGCUUUGCAGCCUUCGCAGGAAUUCCAUUUUUCAGAAACUGGAUUUUAAAUGCCAUUGAUUUAAUUUAGAUGUUCAUCUUUAAAAAGAAACCGCAAAAAAAAAAAAAAAAAACAAUCAGUAAAAAGUAAAAAGUCAAUCGUUCAACAUAUUUAAAAAAUCAAAAAUAAAUGUAUCCAAGGGAACCAAAACUCGUUUUUUUAUGAAAACUCUUGUGUAGUAAUUUCUGUGAACUGUUUACUUUUCCAAUAAACACAGCGAUCACCUAGUCA
Messenger RNA from Drosophila ficusphila, 1000 nucleotides. Its product is annotated as trypsin beta-like. The record is from RefSeq and is a predicted model, not a curated record. The coding region runs from base 23 to 799 and encodes 258 amino acids. Gene Ontology annotation, molecular function: serine-type endopeptidase activity. Lineage: Eukaryota; Metazoa; Arthropoda; Insecta; Diptera; Drosophilidae. Gene Ontology annotation, biological process: proteolysis. The transcript has a single exon.